Molecule: messenger RNA, 928 nt
Organism: Salvelinus namaycush (lake trout)
Lineage: Eukaryota; Metazoa; Chordata; Actinopteri; Salmoniformes; Salmonidae
Product: transcriptional activator protein Pur-alpha-like
Exons: 1
Coding region: 35-892 (285 amino acids)
Biological process (GO): regulation of transcription by RNA polymerase II
Cellular component (GO): nucleus
Molecular function (GO): RNA polymerase II transcription regulatory region sequence-specific DNA binding; purine-rich negative regulatory element binding; DNA-binding transcription factor activity, RNA polymerase II-specific
Source: RefSeq, a predicted model, not a curated record
AGUAGACAGAGGGAGAAGGCAGGCAGGCAGCAUCAUGGCGGACAGAGACAGUGGAAGUGAGCAGGGAGGAGCAGCCACGGGCCCGGGCGUCGGUUCCAUGCACCCAGUGACAGGAGGGGCGGGCUCGGCUUCCGGGCUGCAGCACGAGACGCAAGAGCUGGCGUCGAAACGGGUUGACAUUCAAAACAAACGUUUCUACCUGGACGUGAAGCAGAACGCAAAAGGCCGCUUCUUGAAGAUAGCCGAAGUCGGGGCCGGGGGAAACAAGAGCCGCCUCACUCUCUCCAUGUCAGUGGCAGUAGAGUUCCGCGACUACUUAGGGGACUUCAUCGAACAUUAUGCCCAAUUAGGUCCGAGCAAUCCGGACAUCGCACAGGAUGAGCCGAGGCGAGCACUUAAAAGCGAAUUCUUGGUUCGGGAGAAUCGGAAGUACUACAUGGAUCUGAAAGAGAACCAGAGAGGCCGGUUUCUGAGGAUUCGACAGACCGUGAACCGGGGGCCCGGUUUGGGAUCCACGCAAGGCCAAACGAUUGCUCUUCCUGCCCAGGGACUUAUUGAGUUUCGUGACGCUUUGGCUAAACUCAUUGACGACUACGGAGUAGAUGACGAACCUGCUGAGUUGCCCGAAGGGACCUCCUUGACAGUGGACAACAAACGCUUUUUCUUCGACGUGGGCUCCAAUAAGUACGGAGUGUUCAUGAGGGUAAGCGAGGUGAAGCCAACAUACCGCAACUCUAUCACCGUGCCCUACAAAGUGUGGUCCAAAUUUGGGAAUACGUUCUGUAAAUACGCGGAGGAGAUGAAGAAGAUCCAGGAGAAACAGCGGGAGAAAAGGGCAUGUGAGAUGCAGCAGCAAGAGGAGAUGCAUGCUGAUGAUGCGGACGAGGAUUGAUAUAGCGCAAAAACAUGCAAAAAAAAAAAAAAAAAA